CGCUGAACGUCAACAGCCGAACGAGCUCACUCACCGGAAUCAUGUCUGCUGACCAACCUGUGGCCAUUGCGGAAGGCCGGCGUAUUUAUCUUGGAAAUCUUCUCUAUAAUGUGAGGCCAGCCGAGAUUGAGGAAAUGCUGAUAGCCAACGGUUUUGGAUCAUUCGAGCAUAUUCACAUCUCUGUUGAUCCAGUCAGUGCGAGGAACCCUGGUUACUGUUUUGUUGAUUUUCUGCAACGAGAGGACGCCGAACGAGCUAUCCAGUCUCUCGCUGCUAGCAUUGGCAACCGAGCAGUAAAAGUCGGACCAUGCAACCCCAAGCAGAGCUCUCGCUCCCGAUACGGACAAGAGGCUCAGACUUUCCAGCGAUGGGGUGACUGGGAAGGCUCAGGUGCGAAAGAAACGCGCAAUACACGCUCCAGCAACUAUUCAGAAAGCCGCCAGCAAGGUCCCCGUGCGGCAUUGAAUCACUUUCGAGAGUUUGUUAACGCCCCGGCUGAGCGGCGGAUAUAUAUUGGGGGUUUGCCCAAGAUGAUCAGCCAGUCACAGCACCAGCUGGAAAUGGAAAAGUUACUAGAUGGUUUCAACCCGGUUGCCGUUGGAAAACGGAUUACACCGCAUGAAAGUACAAGAGAGAGGGCCGGAAAUCAUCACUACUGUUUUGUAGACUUUGGGACUGCGGAAGAAGCAAGUGCUGCCAUUGAGGCAUUGCAUGGGAGUCCCUGGGAAUCAGGAGACCAGCUUCGUGUGACACGUGCAGGCCGUAUCCCGCAAAGUCUCAAGAGUCGUGGAGAGCACGGGGGCAAUCCGCAGCCGUCGAACGAUUCGGGAUCCGGAGAGAGGUUCUCGGGAGGACGAAGCUCUCAGCCAGCUCCGGCUCCGAGAGCUAUGGCAUCAAGCAAUUGGCGGAGGGCAGAGUAGGACAACUCGGGAUGUUAUUAGGCGCUUGGGGAUAUGUUUACUUCGAGUCUAGUUGGCAGGAUCAAAAGGGAAUAAGAGACGGGUCUGGGUCUCAGUUGUUACGGAAUUACGGUCUCGGACCCGGUUGUCACGGAGUUUUUCUUUCAACAAAGUGAAGCUUGUCAUAAACCAGAGCCAAGAGAAACUGAACACGAGUUUUGAAAAUCUAGUCAAGUUCGGGAUUCCUACUCAUUUCUCUAUGCUUGAAGUUACAUUGCUAGCACUAUACUGGAUACUACAACAUUCUGAACAAAGUUAACAU
This is a messenger RNA of Ilyonectria robusta, 1221 nucleotides long. RefSeq lists its product as uncharacterized. Gene Ontology annotation, cellular component: ribonucleoprotein complex. Gene Ontology annotation, molecular function: RNA binding. The coding region runs from base 42 to 920 and encodes 292 amino acids. NCBI's taxonomy places the organism in Eukaryota, Fungi, Ascomycota, Sordariomycetes, Hypocreales, Nectriaceae. The transcript has 2 exons. The record is from RefSeq and is a predicted model, not a curated record.